This is a messenger RNA of Python bivittatus (Burmese python), 3198 nucleotides long. The record is from RefSeq and is a predicted model, not a curated record. NCBI's taxonomy places the organism in Eukaryota, Metazoa, Chordata, Lepidosauria, Squamata, Pythonidae.
UACUGUAUCCUAUUGCAAAUGAAAAAGGCUCAGGCUGAAGUGAGAUUUAAAACUCUGAUUUCCAAACAUACUGAACUAUUGUAUGAUACUAUUUCUCAUUUACAGCUCAAUUUUUGUUUGCAGUGGAAAUACAGCUGCCCAGUUAUCUUGAAUUCAGUCAGCAUGGCCAGAUCCAUCCAUUGCUUUCCUCUUGGCUACUAAAAAGCAGAUGCAAAAAUCACAAGUUUUGAAUCUAUUUCCCAUUCUUCCAGGAAUAGGCCAGGAGACUGCAAAGUGUGCUUUUAUUCUUGAAGAACAGUUUUAGGUUUAGUUGCUCAUCAGACUUUGAAGCAGAUUUCACAAAUGGCUAGUAACAGUGAGACAUGCAGUUCUGUUGCAUCUUCCAAUAACAAUGCAUUUUAUAGAGAAUUGUGUAGGAAUCAGUCAGAAAAUCCAUUUAAAUCAGAAGCAUCAGGUGACACUCAGGAGCAACUCUUUGAGGAACCCACCUUUCAUGUACAAGUAAAUUAAUUUUCUGGCUCUCAUGAGUUCAAGGAUAGAUUUGAAACUGAUAGCUUCUGUCCCCUCUCCCCAAGUCAAGACUAUAUUGUUAUUUUAAUACUGAAAUAUUUAAAAAACAUUAGCAAUUUCCUAAUUUAAUAAGCAAAAGUUGCAGUUCUAAGUCUAUUUGUUCGAUGAGGGUAAGCUUCCAUUUGGACCUGGGAACCAUUUGUAAUGUUGAGAGAGCAUGUGGUAUGUGAUCUUGCAAAAUGGUUGCCAUGUUGGGAAGGGGCUGCAUAUUCACAGGAUGGCACCACUUAGCUCUUCACCUCUUUGUCUGACUUGGUCAAUAAUGUUUGUCAAAAGUCUGGACUGAAUUGGGGCAAAUUAGGGGAAAGGAGUGCAAAGCCUUGAUGUUUGUUCACUAGUGUGACAUCAUGGUUUAAUUACAUCUCAAUCAAUCUGUAAAAUCAAAAACUGAUUGAUUCACAUUCCCAUGGAUUUUAAAUUUCCCAUUAACAAUUAAAAAUGACGGAUUUGACUAGUUAAACAACUAUGUAAGUAAUCAGUCACUUUCCUAAUAGGAAAUUAAACAGGAUGUUUAGGUUAGGAAGCCCCACCUGUUGAGAUGUUCAAUACAUCCUCCGAGCUGCUUUGUAAGAUGUCAUAGAUCAAUAGUUCUCUUGCAAAUAAGAGAAGAAGAUAACUGAUCAGUACUUAUAUAACAAUGCAUACUAAUAUUUAAUAGGGCUUUGCGGUAUUUCAGAUUGUUGGAAAGAGGUACAUCGGAAUAUGCAAGAAAGCGAAUAUGGCACCCACCUACAACUCAUUUAAGCAGCUGCAUCUACUUCCAAGUUUGGAUAGGUGCUGUGAGGCUUCCAUGUCUAGAAACAGAUGCAGCUGCUUUAAUGAGUGAUGGAAAAUUGACAAUUCAUAUUCCCCUGCAGUCCAAAUGAUCUUUUCCAAAUUUAUGUAGCACAUAUGGAGUAAUGUAGGAGUUUUCCACCUGCUAGUUUCAUUUGAAGUGAAUAAAACUAUUGACCACCUCAUUUUAAAUGGAUACAUUUAUUUUUAUAAUGCUUUGAAAGAAUGUACAUUUAUUUUAAUAGUUUGCUUAUUUUAAUUAUGGGUGUGUGCAUAUGGGUAUGGGUGUCAUUCCCAACUGCUCUCUUCUGAUUCCUUUAGCUGUUUGAAGGCAUGAAGGCAUACCGAGGUGUGGAUGGCAAAAUACGCUUGUUCCGACCAAGACUCAACAUGGACAGGAUGUUGCGGUCAGCUGUGCGAGCAACUUUGCCAGGAUUUGAUAAAGAAGAACUUCUGCGGUGCAUCCAGAAACUGGUGGAAGUUGAAAAGGAGUGGGUACCAUAUUCGACCUCUGCUAGCUUGUAUAUCCGCCCUACUUUAAUUGGGACAGAGCCUUCUCUUGGAGUCAAGACGCCUUCAAGGGCCAUUCUCUAUGUGAUACUGAGCCCUGUGGGGCCCUACUUCUCAAGUGGGACCUUCAACCCCAUCUCCUUGUGGGCAGAUCCAAAGUAUGUCCGAGCCUGGAAAGGUGGGACAGGGGACUGCAAAUUGGGAGGGAAUUAUGGCUCUUCGAUUUAUGCCCAACGGGAAGCCAUGGAACUGGGGUGCCAGCAGGUUCUCUGGCUUUAUGGUGAUGACCAUCAAAUUACAGAAGUUGGGACAAUGAAUCUUUUCCUAUAUUGGCGAAAUGAAGAUGGAGAAGAUGAGCUGGCCACCCCACCUCUAGAUGGCAUCAUUCUUCCUGGUGUGACAAGGCAAAGCAUUUUAGAUCUGGCACGCAAGUGGGGACAAUUUAAAGUUUCAGAGCGAUACAUUACUAUGAAUGAUCUCACAACUGCUUUGAAGGAGAAGAGAGUGAAGGAGAUGUUUGGGGCUGGAACAGCUUGUGUUGUAUGUCCUGUUUCAACAGUACUGUACCUGGGUGAGAUUGCUUCUACUGUUGUAUUCCGGAACAGAAGAGAACAGAACUUGGUCUUCUUCUGUGUGGCAUCUUUUCAGAAUUUGCACAUUCCAACCAUGGAGAAUGGACCUCAAAUAGCAACCCGUUUCUGGAACCAGCUCAAUGAUAUCCAAUAUGGAAGAGAAGACAGCGAAUGGACAAUCGUGGUGUCAUGAAUGUGAAGGGCAAGAACAUUUCAGCCUUCUGCAACACAACAAAGCAGGCUGAAAUGCCACCUGAAUGAUGACCAGUUUUACUGUAGCUCUGUGUAGAGUAGUCUGUGUAUUAUCACUUUGUUCCUGAGCUGGGGAGUUGUGUCCACGUGCCAGGAAGUAAAUCUUAGGGCUAUCAUAACUAGGCUGCAAGAAUCAGGAUGAUCACUAAAUAGCAGUAACAAGCUUUCUUUCUGUAUCUCUUUGUUGCUAUAUAGUGGUCAAACAGAUUUUUGCAGGCCAGGUAAGGUAACCCUAGUGGACACAUUUUGAUCUUCUUCUGUGAUUUUGGUCUAGAAUAGAAAUCUGUCUUCUGGUGGAGGUGCUAGAUGUCAGCAAUAGAGACUUUCCUAACAGAUCCCUUGGUGUCCCUUCUAUCCUUGGUACAGUGGACAAUUGUGUUUAGAAGUUCUUCAACUGCUCUUCAUUGCAAACCAAAUACUCUUGGUCUUGUAACUUUUUAACCAGAUUGUUACAUGACUCUUUGCCAAAUGACUGAGAGUAAACCUUUCACUAUCUCCUUCUCAUCUGCAACCCUAGAAA